GUCGGUAUCGUAGUAAUCGCGGUCGGAUCCCGGAGAGCAAACACGCGGCUCCGGUGGUGGGACGCGCUGAUAAUACAAUUAGAGUCGCGCUGGUUGGCGCGGGAGGCAGUACGCCGCACUUGUUAGUGAGUCAGUGAGAGAUGCGCGGGAGCACGGCUGGACUCGCUGACACGCUCGCGGGCGGCUCCCGAGCCCACGCCGCGUUACUCGCCGCCGCCGACGUCCUCUUCGCAGCAACAGUGGUCGCGCCCGCCGUAGUCGCCUACUGGAAAUCAACAUGGAUCCUUAUGGACUUGUAUGUGCUACCCGAGCAUCCGAUCGCUAGUGCGGCCAUCAGCGCUGGUUUCGGUCUUCUCUGUGACUUGACGUUUUGCGCGUUACAAUCCGAGUUGGCCAAGCUACUGCAGCCAGAGCGCGGCCGGUUGACGUACUACGCGCUGUCGCGUUGUUGCACGUGCGUGGCCGCGGUGGGUUGUGUGGGUGCUUGGCGUGGUGUAUGGAACCUGUUGAACGAGUGCACGGGCAACAGCGCGCGGACGCUGCUGUCCACGACAGCGGCGGCGACGCUUUCGCUCGCUGCGCUACGCACAUUGCGCAACAUCAGCGCGGCGCCAUUCGCUGUAGCCGUGGAUUCACCGCCCGAUUACUUCGCGGUUCCGACAAUGUUCCGCACGAACAGUAAAGACAUGGCGCUCUACGUGUUGGACUGCGUGUUCUCAGUGAGCGUGGUUGGCUCGCUGGUGGUGUUCGUGUGGCGAGGCUCCUGGGCUCUAUUGGACAUCUUUAUUUUACCAGACAACCUGGUUAAGUCUUUGUGGAUUUCACUGGCACUAGGUUACGCGCUGGUUAUUAUGACGUUCUCUCUUCAAGUCCCGAUGUGUUGGGCUGCAGCACGUCUCCGAGGCGCGCCGAGACUCCUCCUGGCCGACGUAUACCAUCUCGUGUCGUUUUUCGCGACGGUCAACGUCUGGCGAGGAGUGUGGGGCUUGCUCAAUGUUUAUUUCUUCCCUGAUUGGCCGAAAUUCAGCAACUGGUGCACCCAUAUCGUCAGUUUCUGCCUUCUCGUCUUAUUGAACUGUUCCAAUUCGAUCCUCGUCCGAGGAGUCUACAUUGACGCCGAGGAACCGGACGGAGAAUGCGUAGUUUUCCCGUGUCAUUAUCUAAGACUAUUUGUCCACAAAGAGAGAACUAAGAAGAGACAUAAAAGAGCCCUUGCUGCCGCCGCUAAAGAAGGGAGACGACAAGAAGUCGCUAGUCUACCUCUGCAGCCCGAAGACAAAGUCUAGUCUGGAGGACGACUUCGCUAGAUCGCGACUCCAAGAGAUUGGAGCAGACGCUUACUAAACGGCUUGCUGAAGCCGGGUCGUUAUAACAAAACUAAAUUAUUUUCUAGUGUUAUAUCAGAAAAAAAACAUUCCCGUAAUACUACUUUUUUUUUUA
This is a messenger RNA of Bombyx mandarina (wild silkworm), 1440 nucleotides long. It is a transcript of the gene fusl, whose product is annotated as transmembrane protein fuseless. The record is from RefSeq and is a predicted model, not a curated record. NCBI's taxonomy places the organism in Eukaryota, Metazoa, Arthropoda, Insecta, Lepidoptera, Bombycidae. Gene Ontology annotation, biological process: neuromuscular synaptic transmission; clustering of voltage-gated calcium channels; neuron-neuron synaptic transmission. Gene Ontology annotation, cellular component: presynaptic membrane.